GGUAGACAAGAGGGUGUCGCUCGCAGUCCCCACGGUGUUGGGUACGAUGUGGUGAUGCAGUUGAUCCAUCCCUAUCUGUACAGAUAUCACCAUCUAGUCUGUGACAACUACUUCUCCAGCCCAGCUCUUUGUUCUGCUCUCUUUGAGGCAAACACUUACAUGACGGGCACUGUAAGGGUGUGCAGGAAGGGAAUGCCAAGGUCGUUAAAGGGCUUAAAACUACAGCGAGGAGAGAUUGUUGUAAAGCAAACUGGGUCUAUUAUGGCACUUUGUUACGGAGACAGAAAAACCGUAACAUUUAUGUCUACGCUAUCUAAGCUCAACGUUAUCCCAACACAGAACGCCCGAGGAGUUGAAGUUCUCAUACCAGCUGUCAACAAUGUGUACAACAAAAAGAUGGGUGGUGUUGACCUGUCCGACAAAAGUUUGGAACUUUACGACCCAGAUAUAAGGUCAAACAAAAUGUGGAAACGAAUACUCUUUAACCUUCUUCUGAGAGUUAUCUCCAACGCCUACAUCAUAUACAGACAAAAUAGAGGUUUGCGCACUAAAAUGGACAGGAUGGACUUUCAUAUGGGCGUCUGCUUGGGUCUGAUAGGAAAUUUUCGGCAACCUAGGCGCUUUGCAGGAAGGCCCAGCCUGUCCACUCAAACAAGACUGACAGAGAGGCACUUCAUAGAACAGCUUGAUGGCAGAAAGAGAAAAAUCUGUGUGAUCUGCAAGAGUAAAGUGAGAACGUGGUGCGCCCCCUGCAGUGUUGGGCUUUGCAUUAAAUGUUUUAAAACUUUCCACACCACUAGACAUUAUGAAGAAUAAAAUGUACAGCAAAAUUGUCUUGCAUCUUUGUUGUUAUA
Saccostrea echinata is the source of this 854-nucleotide messenger RNA. RefSeq names its product piggyBac transposable element-derived protein 4-like. NCBI's taxonomy places the organism in Eukaryota, Metazoa, Mollusca, Bivalvia, Ostreida, Ostreidae. The transcript has 4 exons. The record is from RefSeq and is a predicted model, not a curated record. Bases 55 to 816 code for a protein of 253 amino acids.